Xyrauchen texanus (razorback sucker) is the source of this 1179-nucleotide messenger RNA. RefSeq names its product P2Y purinoceptor 4-like. The transcript has 2 exons. The coding region runs from base 71 to 1135 and encodes 354 amino acids. Lineage: Eukaryota; Metazoa; Chordata; Actinopteri; Cypriniformes; Catostomidae. Gene Ontology annotation, molecular function: G protein-coupled receptor activity. Gene Ontology annotation, cellular component: plasma membrane. The record is from RefSeq and is a predicted model, not a curated record. Gene Ontology annotation, biological process: G protein-coupled receptor signaling pathway.
AUAUAGAUGAGUGAAGUAAGUUGAGUUCACAUCUCUUAACUUAUCAGUUUGAACAAAUUCCAUAUUCCAAAUGUGUUUUAGGAGAGAAUUGCUUGACUUGAAGCGGCAUUCUUCUAAGAUGGACACUUUGGUUUCGAACAUCAACAGUACAUCAUGUUCUCCUGAGCCUCAGCACAUAUCACUUGCGGUGAUACUCUGUCUGGUCUACCUGCUGGGCCUCCUCCUCAACAGCUUUAGUCUAUGGGUCUUCACGUGUCGCAUUCGUAAAUGGAACUCUGGAACUGUUUUACAGUUUAACCUGGCUCUGUCUGAUGCUAUCAUUGCUCCAUUCACCCCACUGAUGGCAGUAUACUUUGUCAAUGAUAGCAAUUGGACAUUUGGAACAUUCACCUGCCAGCUGAAGAUUGCCGUGCUCAGUGUCCACUUCAAUGGCAGCGUCCUGUUUCUCACACUCAUUAGUGUUCAUCGCUAUAUGACUGUGGUGCACUUCAACUGUUCCACACUGCUGAAAAGGAAGUCUUUUGUGAAAAAACUGUGUGCUGGGAUUUGGUGUUUUCUGAUCGUAAAUGGCAUCAUCUACGGAUGGAAGCUUCCUGUAACCACUGAGGAAAACCAUAGGCAGUGUCUUACCAUCCAUCAGAAAAAGUUCACAGAUGAAUUCUUCAUUAUUAACUUUUUUACUUUAAUCUUUUGGUGUAUUCUACCCUUAACUGUGUCUGUGUUUUGCUAUAGUCGCCUGGCCAGCUCAGUGUCUCGUAUUAACAUAAGUUCUGCACAGGGCCAGUCAGUCAAGGCCAAGUCAAUGAGGAUGAUAGGCAUAUGUCUAGUCAUAUUUGGACUCUGCUUUCUUCCUCUUAAUGUUGUUCGGACCAUAGGAGUAGUUGUGAUAAAGUUUUACCCUAAGGAAUGCUGGCUUAUGUUGCAGUUGCAAACAGCAUAUUAUGCUUGUUAUAUAUUAGCAGGAAUCAACUGUUGCUUGGACCCCUUAAUCUACUUUUUUGGCUCACGUAAUUUUAUUAAAGCAUUCCGGAGAUCUCUCAGGGCAAUAAGAGUCAUACGGACUGUCAACAACAAAAGUGAAUCAGAAACAUUAAGUCAAACUGUAAACAGAAAUGUAAUCAAUACAGUGUCUUAGUUCAUUUUAAUUGCACUGUGCUUGUCUAUGUUCAGCAUAUAUUU